Messenger RNA from Soboliphyme baturini, 699 nucleotides. Lineage: Eukaryota; Metazoa; Nematoda; Enoplea; Dioctophymatida; Soboliphymatidae. The record is from the annotation of a GenBank genome assembly.
AUGCAGCACUUAGUAGUCUGGGAUGCUGUUACCGAUCUGGCAUUACAUUUUCUGGCAAAAUUGAAAAUUCUCACCGUCAAGGACAUCGAACGAGAAGACAUAAAUUUUCUGACCACGAUACUCGGCUGCCGUCCGAUCGCGAGCUUGGAUCAUUUCGUUCCCGAAGCUUUGGGAUCAGCUGACUUGGUGCAGGAGAUCAGCACCGACGGCAGUGGCAAGGUGGUGAAAUUCACGGGCGUACAGAACAGCGGCAAAGCAGUGUCGGUGCUGUUGCGCGGCUCCAACAGGCAGGUGCUCGAUGAAUCGGAACGGUCUCUGCAUGACGCUUUGUGCGUCAUCCGAUGUUUAGUGAAAAAGAGAUUUAUGGUAUGCGGCGGUGGGGCCCCAGAGAUGGAGGUUGCAUAUCGCCUGCGCGAAAUGGCAAAUGCCAUACCGGGUGUCGAGUCGUACUGCUGGAGAGCGUUCGCGGAUGCGCUGGAAAUUAUACCGUAUACUUUGGCGGAGAAUGCUGGACUGAAUCCGAUCGUAACUGUCACCGAGUUGCGCAACAUGCACGCUAGCGGUGAAAAGACAGCCGGCAUCAACGUUCGCAAAGGUCGAGUUACAAACAUGGUGAACGAAAACGUGUUGCAGCCGCUCCUGGUGUCGACUAGCAUAAUCUCUCUUGCAACGGAAACCGUGAAUGCCGUUCGAAAUUGA